GUUGGAAUUUAAAGGGGAAAGACGCUUCAGACUUAUCUGGCCCAUUUUCACUGCUGGCCCAGUUUAUCUGACUUCACCCCGCUGUCUUCUAAACCCCAGAGAGUCUCCUCAUUCAGUACUGGUUACUAGACCCCAGGACUUUGAGUAUUACGUAAGAGCUCGUACUUGUUAAAGGAAAUAAGGACACCUACGGAGUUUGAUGACAGAAACAUCAGUCGUCCGAAAAGGCUGCCAGAGCCUAUCCCAGGCCACGUAGUUCACGGGGAUGGGAUGGACCUCACACAGAAUGCCAGUCCGGGAUGCCAGUCCAUCACCUGGCGCACUCACACAUUCACACAUAAUGGUGCAACCUAGAGGCACCAGUUAAACUAACCAUACGUCUCCGGACUCCAUGAAGAUACCUUCAUGAUGCCAGUAGGAGAACUUCACACAGAGCACAUUAUGGAUUCGAACCCUCAGUCCUGGAGGAGGGGGGGCAACUGUGCAAGCCACUAUAUUAUCUGUAUAUAUGCUUUAUAUCAGAUCUCUAUUAACAUAUUUUAAAAAGGGUACAAAGACUGAAUGAAAUUCUUUUUAAACUCUUACAAUGUAGAGCAGAGGAUAAAAGUAGCCCAUGAUUUAAAUCCAAGUAUUUAAAGGACAACAAUGGACAAUGGGGGGAUUUGUGGAAUUACCAAAACGAAGAUUUGAAUUUUGCAUCGUAAACAAAAUGCCCUUAAAAAUUCCAGAACAUUCCCAGCUGUCACACCACAGGUCUGCACACAUCUUGGACAAACGACGAGGUGUGUCGUUUCAAUGCACUCACUCAUACCUGGAAAUAAGGGGAGAUUUUGAUUCAUGCAGCCCAAUGGACGGCUUUGGUAAAUACUGUCCCACCACAUGUGGUGUCGCCGAUUAUCUGAACAGGUACAAGCCUGUGGUUGACAGGGACCUUAAUGAUCUUGAGUAUUUACUGGAGGAAAUAUCCAACCAAACAAAGGGGGCACAAGACAAAGUGACUUACAUGAGAGACUCAGCCACCGCAGCAAAGAAAUCCAACGAUCCAGAUGUUUACAUUAAAAAGUCAACAAACAUGUUGGAUGAUAUUCUGAGAUUCGAAAAAAGUAUAAUUUCCCAGGAAUCCCAGAUAUAUAAGCUUCAGGAAUCGAUUGACUCCAAUGAGAAAAGGAUGCUUCAGCUGAAGCAGAUGAUCCUCAACCUGGAACAGAUGUGCAAGCUUCCCUGUGAGGACACUGUCAAGAUUCAGACCGUCACAGGCAAAGAUUGUCAAGACGUUGCUAAUAAAGGUGGUAGGACUAGUGGUCUGUAUUUCAUCAAGCCCCUGAAGGCCAAAGAACAGUUCCUGGUUUACUGUGAGAUGGACAACAAUGGGAAUGGCUGGACGGUGCUCCAGAGGAGGCGCGAUGGCAGCGUUGACUUCUCCCGGCCCUGGAUCCCGUACAAGGAGGGCUUUGGCUACCUAUCCCCGGAUGACACCACCGAGUUCUGGCUGGGCAAUGAGAAGAUGCACCUAGUCACUUCACAGUCUACUGUUCCAUAUGUGCUCAGGAUAGAGAUGACAGACUGGGAGGGAAACAAAAAGUAUGCAGAUUACGCCAGCUUCAAAGUGGGCCCAGAGGCAGACAGUUACCGGCUGAUCUACGCCUACCACCUUGGAGGAGAUGCGGGCGACGCGUUCGACGGCUUUGACUUCGGUGACGACCCCAGCGACAAAAUCUUCACCUCUCACAACGGGAUGCAGUUCAGUACCAGCGACCGGGACAACGACAAGUAUGAUGGGAACUGUGCAACACAGGACGGCUCGGGCUGGUGGAUGAACCGCUGCCAUGCCGCACACCUCAAUGGCAAAUACUACCAAGGUGGAAAGUAUACUGCAGAACAAGCUGGACCACAUGGUUUCGACAACGGCAUCAUCUGGGCGACAUGGCACAGCCGGUGGUAUUCCAUGAAAGAGACCACCAUGAAGAUCAUCCCCAUCAACAGGAUGGGCACACUUGGCCAGCAGACCACCGGGGUCAAACAAAUGGGUGGUAUUGGGGACAUUUGAAGGACACUUUCCAAACAUCUAGCUGCGUUUGUGAUGCCAUACUCCGCCAUUGGUCACUGAGGGAAGAUAUAUGCCAGGGAUUUAAUCAGUUCGAUUGACUGGAGGCCGCUUGACCACUUGACAAAUAAAUUUUUUUUGUGCA
Messenger RNA from Paramormyrops kingsleyae, 2189 nucleotides. It is a transcript of the gene fgg, whose product is annotated as fibrinogen gamma chain. Gene Ontology annotation, molecular function: signaling receptor binding; extracellular matrix structural constituent; protein-macromolecule adaptor activity. Gene Ontology annotation, cellular component: fibrinogen complex. Lineage: Eukaryota; Metazoa; Chordata; Actinopteri; Osteoglossiformes; Mormyridae. Gene Ontology annotation, biological process: platelet activation; blood coagulation, common pathway; protein polymerization. The record is from RefSeq and is a predicted model, not a curated record.